Patella vulgata (common limpet) is the source of this 1982-nucleotide messenger RNA. Its product is annotated as INO80 complex subunit C. NCBI's taxonomy places the organism in Eukaryota, Metazoa, Mollusca, Gastropoda, Patellidae. The transcript is spliced from 5 exons. Gene Ontology annotation, cellular component: Ino80 complex. The coding region runs from base 6 to 632 and encodes 208 amino acids. Gene Ontology annotation, biological process: chromatin remodeling. The record is from RefSeq and is a predicted model, not a curated record.
UAUAAAUGAUUUCCAUCAGAGUCGCCUCCCUUAAAAAGAUGGCGACCCCCAGUGGGAAAUCCAAAAAAUCAUCCAAAUCCAAAACAAGUCCAAAUGGAGGGACACCACCGAAAAGAAAGCGAGUGGCAACGGUUGAAUCUAUUAUAGCUGCUAUACCAACUAGUGAAGUGGAAGUAGAAAGUGAUACGCCACAGACUAUUGUUGAAACAGUUGUUGUCCAAGGAGAUGACAUUUCUGUAAAUGUUACAAGCGCUCCUAUACAGGUACCAACUAUACCGAUCCAAGAGAAAGCUCAACCAAUUUUCAAAGAUCCAAAUUUUAUCCAUUCAAGUAAAGGAGCUGCUGGGGGCAAGAAGACUCGAGUUUGGAAAAAUUUGAAACAGAUCAUUUCUACUGAUAGAUCAUUGCCAUGGAAAGCCACAGAUGUAACAUAUGGUUCUAUUGAUGCACCACCAUCUUUUAAACCAGGAAAAAAAUAUUCAGAUUUGUCAGGCCUAGAGGCAAAUUAUGUUGAUCCUCAAACAAAACUUCGCUAUUCCACUGCUGAAGAGUUUUCACGGGUUAGAAUUCUACCAGGAGAUAUUGUCAUGGGUUAUCUAGCUUUACGGAAAGCCAAUACACCAGUUCCGUGAGAAAAUAUUAAAUUUUUGGUUGAAAGAAUAACCUGGACAUGAAAAGUCCAAUCUUUGAGAAGAUUGAAAUUGUAAGAAAAGGAACAAUGUUGUUUAAUAGGUAAUAACUUAGACUGUGUGUGGAUGUAAAACCUUCAUUAUUCAUAUGAAAAGUUAAUUUUCAUAUAUGGAAUAAAAAAGAAAGGAGCUUAAACUUUCUACUCCACACUAGGCCAUUUGACUAAUACUUUUACUGUGUAACCAAAAACAGAUGGGAAAGGUUGCCGUUCUAACUUUAUAGAUUGAUACAGAAAAAGAACUCAAAAGUUAAUCUCAUAAACCAAACGUUUACUGUGAUCCAUUGAUCAAAGGUCGAGGAGGUAUAAAAUUUGUAUUUUGAUAAGGAUUGAAACAAAUAAAAUCUAUGGAAUGUAAAAUGUUAUAAAAUUCCACAGGAAUUGUAGACAAUUCUUUGUCUUUAUUGAACUGCUAAGCAGUAACAUCAUAAUAGCAAUAAUACAUUUAAUGUGGAUGAAUAUUGUUGUCACUUACACCCAUUACCUUUCAAGUGUUGAAUAACAGGUUUCUUGAAUAAAAUGAAGGGAAACAAAUUCUACAUGCAAUAAAUUUAGAAUGAUGAAGACAGGAACAUUGAAAUCUAUCAAAAUAUUGUAAUGAGGCUCAUAAUUUUAAACUAGACUCAUUUAUUCUAUUAACAUAGUGAUUAUUCCCCUGUGGUGAUGUGUGCAAAGCUAGGAAGGACAAUUUUGUUUGAACAGUGGUGUUUACGUCUACUCUUUUUUAAGGGAUCUUUUACGUGCGCUGCAUUGUUUAAAUGAAUGGACCUUGGUUUUUCUGAAUGACUAGGUAACACUUUUCUUGUCCGGCCUGCAUGUGACGUGUACAAUCAUAUAAAGGACAGUUUUUGCCUGGUCAGUGGUGUUCAUGCCUAUUCAUCAUAUGGGAUUUUUUACGUGUACUCCAUUAUUCCAAUAGCUGAACCUUUUUUUCAUGUUAUCUGAAAAAAUAAGGAACACUUUUCUUGUCACCCCUGCAUGUGCUACCCUUGAAAUGUGGUUCCUGUGUGUGAUAAAUGGCAAGUUUCUGUGCAUUUCACACCAUGAUUCGCACCUGGGACAAUCUUCCCCACCCCCACCCUCUUCUAUUUCUGUCCAUUUCCUUAUAAUAGAGAUCAUUCUAUCAACAUUACAAUGUUAUAGGUGUAUAAAAUAUUCAUGGAGAGCCAUGGAAACAAAUCAAAUAAUAACUGUAAUAAAAAAUAAUGUGUAUAUUACAUAAUUCAUUAUAUUAAGAACAAUUUUAAAGUAGAAGUCCCAGAUUUAUUUCAGAGAAUAAAAAUGGUUAAUUGUU